This is a messenger RNA of Spodoptera frugiperda (fall armyworm), 5660 nucleotides long. RefSeq names its product trafficking protein particle complex subunit 10 (gene SIDL). The transcript is spliced from 15 exons. Gene Ontology annotation, cellular component: TRAPPII protein complex. Gene Ontology annotation, biological process: intra-Golgi vesicle-mediated transport; early endosome to Golgi transport. The record is from RefSeq and is a predicted model, not a curated record. The coding region runs from base 295 to 3828 and encodes 1177 amino acids. NCBI's taxonomy places the organism in Eukaryota, Metazoa, Arthropoda, Insecta, Lepidoptera, Noctuidae.
UGAAACGAAACGCAAUUAUCUGUCGAGUUGGGUGAUGACAGCAGCGAGUUUUGACAAAUUCUCGCUUUUAAUUUCUUUAAAAAAGUCAAAACGGGUUAAAAAUAAUGAGAAUUAAUGAAAAUAUCCACCGUAAUUAACUAGCAGUCGCGAUAUAAUUGUAGUAUCCGUAUGUUUGAUGGAAAUUAAUUUACGUGAAUAAGUGGGUGGAUUCCGUCUGCGCUAAUAAGCGGAUUGUUAUUUGUGUCAUGCCCGCAAAAUCGACGGAUUGUGCUGAUGAUGAAAAGCAGAUGAAAAAUGAAGGGUGUCGAUAGUGCGACAGGAGACCGUGAAGGAAUGACACACAAACCGAUUGUUACAUGUGCGGGAGAUUGGAAUUUAUUUUGCACGUUAGAGGCGCCCCUAGUGGCCGCCAUCCCACAGGACUCAUGUGAGUGGAGGCGGUCCUAUGGCCGGGCUACCAAGUCCGUCUACCUGGAGGCCUCUUUCACCAAGUAUAAUAAGGACAGAGUGCAGAAUGAGCUGAAUUUGUUGAAGAAACCUAUAUUUCAUAUUUAUUGGACUGACUGUGUGGACAUAGAAUAUUACAAAACAACUCUUAGAGAAGACAUAGAAGCAUGGCUGAAACAACUAGAGAAAAACGGAAUAACGGAUUGGAUGAUAGUCCUAGUAGAAACUUAUGACAUACGAAAAACAAACAAAUUAUUACCGAGGACUACGGUCUUGGACAAAAUUAAGGGUGAUUUUGGCGUGAAACAGACGGAAGAUAGAUUUAUUUCUGUUAUUAAUCCUAUCAAGUCCGAAGCAAGGAGUGCGGAGUCAUGGAGGGCGUUGGUAGCGAAGAUAAGGCAUUUUGUAUUAGUUGCUUAUAAUAAAGCCUUGAUAAAGUUUGAGGAGUACAUGAGAGAGCAACGAGAGAAACGUAAUGAUCCGGAUUGGGAUUUUUGUAAAUAUUUUAUUUUGCAGGAACAACUAGCAUUUGUACUUGAAAUGCUAGGCUUGUAUGAUGAGGCUCUAGUCCAGUAUGAUGAAUUAGAUGCUCUGUUCUCUCAAUUCGUACUCAAUUCCAAUGUGACAGAGAGUCCAAAAUGGCUUGACACGUUUAGACAACCGGUCACAUCUUGGCAGGCGGUCAGACUGACUGCUCUAGUGCCCCAACACCUUCGAGAACUGAUUAUAAAGAAUAAAGCUUCGUUGUUGGAUUUUAGAAGCUAUUUGUUUCAACGUCAAAGUGCCAUGUUACUGCCUUCAUCGAAACCUUGGGAGAUCGCCUCCCGAUGUCUCUCAACAGUACACAACACAUUAGUAGAGCUAUCUCUGCUCGGUGCCACGGCCGUGGAAGGCGCCGCGGCCUGCUGGGCGCAGCUCGCGUGCGCGGAGACGUUGCGCGCGUGCGAGCGGUUGGCUGCGAACAAUAAUGCGCUUGAUAUGUGCACUGCUACUCAGGCUCCGCUGCUGCAUAAUGCCAAGGAUAAGCUACACGAACUAGGCAAGCUCUGCGGCCUGCUCCCUGGCUCUCCAGAGCCGACAUCGGAACAGCUGCACCUGGUGGUCAUGUUGUCAGCGGGGAUGGGAGACAACGACAACAACAACCAGCAACCCACACCCACUGACAGACUGAAGGAGGCGUUGUGUAGCAAGACCAGCUUCCAGCAGUAUUAUCUGGAGCUUGCUGAGUUAGCUAUGGGGACUUAUAAGCAUAUUGGAAGGUUAAGAUUCGCCCGCCUAAUAGGCCGUGACCUAGCAGCGUUCUACUCGGAGUUGGGCGAGACUGGCAAGGCGGUGGUGUUCCUGAUGGACGCGCUGCGCUCCUACGAGGAGCAGGGCUGGAGGGACCUGGCGGCGCAGACCAGGCUCGAACUUGUCGCCGCUGCCAAGAAGAUGAAUGAUAUGGAUAGAUACACAAAGCUCUCAGCAACAAUAGCAAGUACAGCGGAACUAGAGAUACUAGUCAGAAACUUUUAUUUCGAGGAAAUGAUGAAAUCUAUACGCGAAGAACUUUGCAAGAAGUCGGAGACUGUACUGACGGAGCUGAACGAAUGCUUCAAGAUCGUAUCAGCCAGCUUGGUACCAUCCGAACGUGGUGUUUAUAUCACUGACAAUAAGGUCCAAUGUCGCAUGACGGUUGUUAGUUAUCUGCCGAAAGAUGUGACUUGUACCAGGGCAGCAAUAAGUAUAGAGCGGUGUACGGAGGAUAGGACGGACAGACGGACGCCUGUCAAAAGUUAUAAGACUGAUUUAAGUGUUAGCAGUAGUGUAGCGUCGCCUCGACGGGGCCCGGCCGAGGCUGACAAUGAAACUACUAACUUAAUUACAAGCAUAAGACUGGACGAUUUAAAACCCAAGAACCCACUAUUAAACCCUUUGCACAUAACCUCACAAAUACACUACAAGGAAGAUAGAUCCUUACAAAAAGUCACAGUUGAAUGUCAGAACCCAAAAGUGACUCUUAAGCGGUCAGACAGUUGCAAAUAUAGAAAGCCUUCAGCCACAGUAAGGAACAACUAUGAAAACUGCUUCUCCGUAACUAAUAUAACGUUAAAACCAGGUUCAAAUGACCUGGUGCUAGAUUUUGUGGCGACUAAAUGCGGGAUCUUCAAACUUGGUCAAGUAUCGCUGGUGAUCGAAGAAAAAUUGGAGUUCCUGUCCAAUGUUCUGAUUGGAACGAAGAUGGGAUGUGAGAUUGUGACUCAGGGUGUGAACGUGUUCCUGAAUAAGGUGGAAGCUAAGAAGGACCUGGUGGCUGGACUGGAACAUGCUGUGGAGCUGGUCGUCACCAGUGGGAGCUCGCAUAUUGAGGAGAACACAACAAUACUGCUGAAAACGUCAUCAGGCCUCCUCACCAGGUUCGCUGACGACGACACGGCGAUGUCUCGCGAGCUGAACAUCAAGAUCCCCGCUAUGGAACCGUUCCAGACUACUAAGGUGCCGCUACGGCUGUUCGCGAUGCUACAACCUAGGAAGGAGAAGAGUAUUGAGCAUUCUGUCUGGCUAACAUGCCCCUGGCGGGAAGCGGUGACGGAAGUGCCGUUAGACUUCACCCCGCCCAUGGUGGCAUCAUGGCGACUGCUCACCUCGAACACGAGGAAAUUCAUCCAUAUAACCCUGAAGUCCACUGUAGUACAUCUAGUGCAGUUCGCUUUGACAGACCCGAAGCUAGAAUGUGAUGGGAACAACAAUAUGGUCGCUGAUUUGAACCCUAAGAACUCUGAUCAUAUGAUGGUAGCCUCAGACGGUACAACAGCGUCAUUUAUGUGGGAGCUACUAAAGGAUCCCCUCGUCAAAGGAGGUCCAAUGAAAGCGACCUUCUCAGUGCACUACCGACCUUCGGACGUGGAAGGUCCAGGCAGACCAUUCACAUGUCCCUUCGAUAUCCAGGACUAUACCACGUUGUUCGUUAUACGGACCAAGUUGGAACCCAGUAAGGGUUCUGACUUUUGUAGAGCUAGCCAGAUGUGCUGUUUGCAGCUUAGUGUGCAGAGGGUGAACGAAACUGAGUACACGUCACUUAUGUACGAAGUGCUUGCUGAUCAGACAAUGUGGGCGGUGCUGGGCCGUACUGCAGGGGUACUGACGAUGGAGUGUACGAGUACGGACCCUCAGAACGUGACGCUGGACGUGAUGCCGCUAGUAGCUGGCUACCUGCCGCUCCCCACUGUCCGACUGUCCAAGUACAUCGCUGCUAAUACCAAAGAUCCAAAGAAGGAUAUUACGGCGCACCCUCGGCUAGAACCGUUCAGCCCUGGUCAAGUCUACCACGCGGGCAAAGCGAAGCAAGUCCAUGUCUUACCACCUAUGCCCAAGGAGCACCUAGACGUCAUAGCUAACUAAACGUAAGUCAUAGACCAUAACUCUAUGAGCUUUAUAAAUAAACUCGCUAGAUUUUAUAGAAAAAAAUAUAAACAAUAAUUUCCAAGCAUUUAAAAGGCAGUAAAAAUAUUUGCGAGUUAUAUCUUGUCUUGGUAUAAAAACUUACUAUUUCAAAAAUCGACUAAGAAGAACAACACUAGAACUGUCAAAAUACAUAGAUUGUGAAAACAAAUACGUCCAUUGCGUUUUUUCGAAACGUUGUUACAUUGCCAGGCUCAAUAAAUAUGUUCUAUGUAUUCUUAAAUUUUAAUAUUUAAAUAAAUUAAUAAUUAUACCUACAUUGGUGUUUCGUGUUAGAGACAAACGAAUUAUUUGUAUGCUUAAAAGUAUUUUAAAUGUAUAUUAAAUAAUGUACGGCGUAAAAGACUAUAAAAUUCAUACUUCAUGGAUGUUAUUUGGACAUUAUUUUGAAUGAAACGUGGUUCUACACCUUUUGGCUUAGGCAUCUCAACUGUGAUGAUAACAGAAAUUGACCAUUAAGUUGUCAAUCUCAUUAAUAGAUUCUCAACUCUUUUCCAAAAGUAUAAGGUGGAAAAUGUAUUAAAGAAAUUCACCACUUAACGACCACUUUCUAUUGUUAUCUACGUUGGGAUUGCCAGCCUCAUUCAAUGUGCUCUUACAAAACGCACAAAACACACGUAAAAUAAUGCUCAUUAUAAUCCAUAUUAGAAGAAACAAACACUACCACUAUAAUCUAUUUGGAGUUAAUAAAAAAGCUUCGAUAAGUAUUAUGAAAAAAAUAUUUUCUUGUAAGAGAAUUAUAAAAAAAAUAUUAUGGUUAUGUCAUUGGUACGUUUUUAAGGAUUGACUGAAAUGUUUUUGCCUGUGCAAAAAUAGAAGAUCAGCUGCCGUGCAACGUAGCGCAGGUACGGUUCUCACACGGAUCAACACUUUGGGUGAUCUUGUAAAUUGUUGCUUCGAAUCCGGAUGACAAUGUGUCUGUGAAAUUAUAUUUAUGUGUAGGAAAGCCGCUCACAGAACCUUUGCUUACCAUUAGGUGAUCUGCCAAUCUGCUCGUUUACCGACAUAUAACAUAAAAAAGACUAUUAUCAUUAAAUCCUUGAAAACAUACCAAUGACAUAUACCAUUCAGUAUAUUAUGUAAGUAUGUGUAAUAGUACUGCUUACUGAAUUCUAUGUGACUAAGAAACGGACCACCACAUGUGAUACAUACGCUACGUGAGGUAUAUGGAUAUAUAUUAUUGUAAUCCUAUUAUAAUUGUUAUUAAAAAUUAUAUAUGGAGUGGUCUACGGCUAACAGAUUUGGAAGUGAAUUAAAAUAGUCAACCACCAUUAGGCGUUAGGCCUGCACAAUAGAUAAAAUUUUUGUUUCAUUUAAAACAUGUAGUAAAAAAAGGUAUAUUUAAAAACACAUACUUAAUUUUCAUAUUAGGACGUAGUACUAAACUUUUAACACUCAAAAAGGGAUAUUUUAUAGGUAUAAUAACUGAUACGUUCUUUCCAAAUUGACUAAGCGUUGAUCACUCCAUCUAUGUAAUACAUUCUUGCAGUUACAUUUAUUAUUGCUUUGGCUUUGUUCAUAGGAAAAAUAAAUCACAAUUGUUCGUUUGCUGUUAAAACAUACCUCUUAUAAUAGUGGUAUAUAGUUUAAUAACAAAAUGGGACUAUAGUGUGGAUAGGUAAAUUUGCUUCCCCACCCAAAAUAUACAGCCAUUAGACAACAUUUGAGAUUUAUUUUUUCAACCCUUGUGCCAUAUUAUUUCAAAUACUAUUCUUAUUACUUCCAAAACAUAAAAUUCCUUAUUAAAAUCUUCGAUAUAUCUACAAAAAAGA